Kogia breviceps (pygmy sperm whale) is the source of this 1484-nucleotide messenger RNA. It is a transcript of the gene CIART, whose product is annotated as circadian associated repressor of transcription. Gene Ontology annotation, cellular component: nucleus. Gene Ontology annotation, molecular function: RNA polymerase II cis-regulatory region sequence-specific DNA binding. NCBI's taxonomy places the organism in Eukaryota, Metazoa, Chordata, Mammalia, Artiodactyla, Physeteridae. The record is from RefSeq and is a predicted model, not a curated record. Gene Ontology annotation, biological process: circadian regulation of gene expression; negative regulation of DNA-templated transcription.
GGAGCUGGAGACAGCCUCGGCUGAGCCGACCAACACAGGUGAGGAGACUCAAGUCAGGGAGCGAUCCGCGCAGGAGGAUCAGACCUUGUGGGAGUGGGCUUAGGGGCUCAACGCGGAUAUUGGUAUUGCGAGGGAUCGCAUCACGUGGCAGGCGCGACUGGAGAUGGCCCGGCGCAGGGAUCCUGAUCAGAAAGAUUGGCAAGAGGAGGGAGGUUGCUGCCGGGUCCCUAGUUGCAGGUUCCGAUGUUUGGGUACUCCGGGAGCUGCUCUCCAGCCCCUGCUUCUGAACCUAUGGAUUCUCCAUCUAGCAUUUCUUCCUACUCUCUUUAUUCCUCUUUUUCCACCUCCCCAGUGAAUAGUGAUUCUGGCUUCCCCUCCGAUAGUGAGAGGGAGGACAAGUGGGCCUAUGGCCCCAGGCCAGACACUGUUGGUCAGAGGGGAGGUUCUCGGCCCAGCCCAGGUCCUAUCCGCUGCAGGCAACGACCCAAGGUUUCCAGUAAGCAACCUACAGCAUCUCACUCGGAACAGCGGGGCUUGGCUUCUUCUAUGUCAGGAUCUGGGGUCAAAAGAUCAAGAGGUGGUGAAUUGGAGACCAGUCUAAACAUCCAGGGUUGUACUACAGAAGGAGACCUGCUCUUUGCUCAGAAGUGUAAAGAGCUCCGAGGAUUCAUACCCCCUCUCACAGACCUACUGAAUGGACUGAAGAUGGGUCGAUUUGAGAGAGGAUUGAGCAGUUUCCAGCAGAGUGUGGCAAUGGACAGGAUCCAGCGUAUAGUAGGUGUUUUGCAGAAGCCACAGAUGGGAGAGCGUUAUCUAGGAACCCUGCUACAGGUAGAAGGAAUGUUAAAGACUUGGUUUCCUCAUAUAGCUGCCCAGAAGUCAUCAUUGCGUAGUCAGCUGACCAAGCAUUCUCCAGGCCACCACAGUUAUCCAGCUGCUUCCUCUCCUGCACUUUCUGUGGAAAAGAUGGACCAGACACAGCUAGGACAGCUAAUAUUGAAACCAAAGCAGCCUUGGCACCUCACUGAAUGGCCAGCUAUGAACCUCACUUGGAUCCACACUACUCCCAUUUGCAAUCCCCCUCUCAGUUCCCCAGGUACCAUCUCCUUUAGCCAUGGUCCUUUAGGCACUGGAACCAGCAUUGGUGUCAUCCUUUUCCUCCAGCAUGGAGUACAGCCCUUCACCCACUCAGCCCCAACCACUCCAGUUCCAUCUACUACUACAGCAUCUCCUGUCAUCCCUGGUGAUCCUAAGAAACUAUCUGGAGAGGGGCCUUGUUGCCACAAUUUGCCAGUAACUCUGCCAUCAGACUGGACCUGUACCCCAUCUCCUCCUGGUCUACCCACCAUGACCAGAGAGAUGACCAUGGGAGACCUAGAACAGAUGAGAAGCCACCCUUCUGUUGCUCCUGAUGUCCAUCCUCUCAAUCCCUAAUGCAGGACUUGAGACUGUAGUUUCUAAUUUGUGUAAAUAUAUGUCUCUCU